AUGCUGCAGUCCGCUGUAACUGUAACGCUUUGUGUAAAAGUGGAGGACUUCGCUAAAUUCUUACCAGGAAAAGAAAUCAGUGAGAUCGUUUCUACAGUCCCUUUCUCCCCGGAAAGGUCAAUAUCUAAUAAAAAGAAUAAAUUACUUAAGGCCCCUGGGUCUACAUUUUGUGGGAUGGUGUGUGUUGGGGUGAUUGUGUUUUCUUGGUUUGUCCAUUCUUACAGCAAAGAUGAAUUCAGACCUGUCUAUGGUGAAUGUCAGCAAAAUAAAAAAUGCUUUAAAAAUGAAGCAGACUCCUCAGAGACUAUCUCUUCUCAGGGCAUAGGCUUAGGGAGGUCUGAAGGAAAUGGAGGCACAUUCACUUCCAAUCCUGCGGUAGUGAAGCAACAGAAGUCUUCCACCUGCAAAGAUGGAAAACAAGAGAGACCUAACAGAGAAAAAAAGAAAGGAAAGGAAGAUGGCCAUCUUCCUGCAGGUGUCUCUCCUCAGGAGGAAGGAAAUCUAAUCACAGUAACCUUUACUGAAGCAGAAGCCCAAGGUUCGGGAAAAAUUACCCUGCAGAAUUCUGGAGACUCAGACAAAAUCUUUAAUUCCCCUCACAGCCUAAUGAUUGCAGAGGUAAAAUGUGGCGCUCUGAAUGUGAAAGUGGAAAUUAAGAAAAGCUCGCUGAUUGAUUGUGGAAUGAACCUGGUCAUUAAAAAAAGAUGUCCCAGAAAGAGCCAGUGGUGUCAUGACUCACAAAGUCAUAGGUGCCACCAGUUUAGGAACAAGAGUGCUUGGAAGGGUCACUCAGCAGGAUGUAAUGUGGAGAAUGAGCUGUCCACUAAAAGCAAAACUCAACUUGCCAGACACGAGAGUCCCUUCUUGAACGUGAACAUUGUAGGAAAAGAAAUGAAAGUGCAAUAUGCCAAUAAAAAAGAGGUUGCGCUCAUUGACCUGGAACUCGCUAAACGAGGGAAGAGAAAUGGAAACAGAUAUGGAAAUAUUUGUUCAAAUCGCAGAGCCUAUACUACUUCCAAAGAACACUCCGGCUCCCAUCCACCAUCAGAUCUUAGCCUUCGGGAAAAGAAGCAAUGUUUUCCAAAUGACAAGGGUCCAGAUGGUUGUUUGCAUCUCCCUCCCCCUGAUGAUUCUGCUGAUUGCGAGGAACAGAACUUAGAUCUCCAGGCCGUGACUCUCCCCUUUACUCCAGAGAGCAACAAGCAGAAGCCUGUCACCUCCUUAUCAGUCUUAAGUGAUUGGGAAAGAAAAUGUGCAAUGGCAGACAUCGGGAAGGAUGACCCUAGGGAAAAGGAGAAUUGCUCUGGGGAGGAGACUCUUUGCCAAGAUUAUCCUUCUACUGACUGUAGUCCUCUAAAAAUCAGAGAGUCAGCAGGCAUGGGCUUAUCCAAGGGGCUUCUUGAGGAGCCAAGUGAAAUAGUGGGUAGAAGAGAAAGCAGGUUUGCUGACCUGGAAAACACUAGCCCAUCAGAGUCAUCUCUAGCAGCAGAUCCAGAAAGAAGACCACAUUUUCCACACACUAUCAUUGAUCUGUUUUUAUCAGGACCAGGGAGGAAAGAAGCUAGUUCUCACUCUUUGUCAGCUUAUAAACCACAGUCUACGCUAGGUCAAGAAACGAGCAGCUCCUUGCAUGAUAACUGCACCAACAUAGGCUCUGAAAGUACAGAAUUUCGUACAUUUCCUAGAUCACCAUCCUCAUGUUCCAGCCUGAGAAGUUUACAGUUUCCUCUCACAUGCUCCCCCGGGCCCAUUCCACCUCUCUCUGGCUCGGCCACUUGCUACCCUCCACCUGAAACGUGCACCAGGGACGCCCUGUUCAUGAAUCCCUGUGCUGCCUAUGAGAUGGACUGUGACGAACUGCAUGGCCCGCCAGAAAAUGCUUUCCAUUCUUCACUGAAACUAGUUCAUGACCAGAAACCGGAACAGGGGGACUUUGAGUCCCCAAGAUCGUUUUCUGUUUGGGAAGAAGUACAUACUGACUUUAGCGAAAGCGGCUUUGAUGAGGACACUUUAGAUGGUGAGCAGAUCACAGAAGUGCAGGAGCUUCCAGAAUCAAAGCCUGAAUCCUUACUUACUCUGGUCUCUUUACCUUGUAGUAGCCCAGCAAAUGGGCUGGCAGGCUCCCCCAUAAGCCCUAAGAGCAGUCCCACAGAUUGUGGGCAAAGGCAAUCUCCGGCAUCCCGGCUGGACCCAACUCCGCCGACAGACUCUCAAGAGCUGGAGGGGGCACCCAGAAAAUGGAGAGGGUCAGUGAUGACCGUAAUAACUGGCGACUUCGAACAAAGACUUAUCAUUCAAAAUGACAGUAAGGUCAAAACUGACACUUGUUUUCCUGGGGUCAGAGAAGAUCCUGGAGCGUCCAGCAAUGUACUGUCAAACUCUGGGACUUUGAGAGAUGGUGAAGUGGAGGAUCCAGUGCCAGAAAAUGAAUUCCUGAGCAUCAGUGGGGUCCAAGGACGAGGUGAGGUUCAUUCCCUAAGGGAUUUCCCAGAGGCCCCAUUGAGUGCCGGUUCUUCAGGCUCCCCUGAAGAUGAUCAAAUUUCCAGCAAGAAAACACAAAUUAAAGAAGCAGAUGAGAGCAGUGACCAUGAAGAUCCAAGCCAAGAACUUAAUCCCUUCAGACCAGAGUCUGUGGGACAGGUAGAGCGUUGGGUGGAGUCAACUACUGAUGGAGGUGAGAAAAGCGGUGAUAAAAAAGAGGACAGCUCCCAGACAACAAAUGCACAAUUGCCAACCCAGGCGCAGAGUCUUCUGAAAGAGUGGAAGUUGGAAGUGACUCCAGCUGCAAAACUAUCAUGGGAUCUGGUACCCAAAGAUUCAAGAACCAGUGACAGUUCCCAGGAAGACGCAUUAGACCAAUGGGCCAAGAGACGGAAGCUGUUUAAAGACAGCAAAAAACACAGCUCUACUGGAGGGAGCUCUUUUGCCAGCAACAAUCCUGAAGGAUCAAUCAAUUCUGAGGAUGGCCGAUCCACAGACGGUUUUUUACAAGCUGACAUUGAGGAGAGAGGAUUCUACACAGAGAGUUUUCACUCUGCCUCAUGGAUUUUCCGAGGGGAUGACGGGAAUUCAGAGAACAGUCCCAGGUGUCUGAGUAAAAGGCCCCGACCAGUGGCUGUUCGUGAACGAACAGUGAGGAUAUCCAAAGGAACUGGUGAUUACCCCUGGGGGUUUCGAAUCCAAUUCUCCAAACCCAUCUUGGUGACCGAAGUGGAUACUAACAGUGCUGCAGAGGAAGCUGGCCUGCAGAUCGGCGAUAUCCUGAUGGCCGUCAACGGAGCCGACGUCACCAGCAUCGCCCAUUCGGAUGCGGUCAAUCUUGCUAGAAAAGGACCAGACAUCUUGACCCUGGUGGUGGGGUCAGAUAUCAGCCGUUGUCCCAACAGUCCUCGGCCGACCUGCCGUGGAUACCUCCAUAAGAGGACGCACUCAGGGCUGCUGAGGGGAUGGAGGAAGAGGUGGUUUGUCCUGAAGCCUGACGGUUGCCUCCAAUACUACAAACACAAGCAGGACGAAGGGAAGUGCCGGCCUCUCUUCGUAUCGAAGCUAGAAGGGGCAGAAGUCGGCGUCGACAGCAGUUUGGGCAAACCAUUUGUAUUUAAGUGUAUGACUCAAUCUGGAAGCAGGGUUUUAUGCCUCUGUGCAACUUCAAACCAAGAGAUGAAAAGGUGGCUGGAAGCUAUGGCCAAAGUCAGACAGCCCAUCCAGCAGAACCACGUCUGGGUGGAUGUAACACUGCACAACAGCAGCCUGCCACCCUUGGCUAUAAAGAACCCGGACUGCUUGGGCCUUCUGCAUCAGCUGGAUGGGACGAAGGAUGACUGGGUUCAGCAUUACUGCAUCCUGAAAGACGGCUGCCUCUACUUCUAUGCCAGCAUUCGCUCCCCUCAGGCCCUCGGAGGCCUGUACCUACAAGGCUACACCAUGAGUGAACAGGUCCUCAUUGCUGAACAACUUGUUAUUGAGCUCAAACCCCCAUCGGAAGAGUUCAAAACCUUCUACUUGUGUGCAGAGAAUGAAACGGAGAAUAAGCGCUGGAUAACAGCUUUGCAGAUCUCAAUUAAAAAAUGGGUCCCUCUGCACCAAGCCAUUCAAGACUUCAUGAACCGUCCUCUGGAGGAGACCAGAAUGUGAAGGAAAAACACUUGGCCUGUAAUAAACGCUUAACAAAUAUCACGAUUAUUACUCAUAGCCAUUGUAGCAAUAAUAAUAAUGCUAGUAAUAAUGAAGGUUCACCCAAUAUGGGAUUAUCUCAGUUCUCACCUGAGGAUUUAGCAGAAGAAAAUGGAGAAACUAACACAGCCUGUCAUUUGCUAGAAAAUGAGCAGUUGACCAGAUGGGCCAUUUGAAGGGCUUUUUCUAUACCCAACCCGCAAAACCUUUCACAAGGAAGACAAGUAACAAGCAGCAGCAUCCUUUUUAGGUCAUUAGCCAUCAGGGCGAGUGGGAAAGUCGCCUUUAGAAAAUCUGCAUGAAUACCACGAGAAUUGUCUCCUCACUCUA
Molecule: messenger RNA, 4503 nt
Organism: Ornithorhynchus anatinus (platypus)
Lineage: Eukaryota; Metazoa; Chordata; Mammalia; Monotremata; Ornithorhynchidae
Exons: 14
Coding region: 1-4134 (1377 amino acids)
Molecular function (GO): protein binding
Source: RefSeq, a predicted model, not a curated record